This is a messenger RNA of Acanthisitta chloris (rifleman), 503 nucleotides long. Its product is annotated as solute carrier family 41 member 1-like. The record is from RefSeq and is a predicted model, not a curated record. The transcript is spliced from 3 exons. Lineage: Eukaryota; Metazoa; Chordata; Aves; Passeriformes; Acanthisittidae. The annotation marks the transcript as partial. Gene Ontology annotation, biological process: monoatomic cation transport. Gene Ontology annotation, cellular component: plasma membrane. Gene Ontology annotation, molecular function: monoatomic cation transmembrane transporter activity.
GUGGUCUACAGGUUUUGUGUUUUGUCCUCAUAGGUGUUGGAGGAAAUCUGGUUGCCAUCCAGGCCAGCCGUAUUUCUACAUUCCUGCACUUCUGGAGCAUGCCUGGAGUUUUGCCGUACAAGAUGAGGCAGAACUGGCCCAACCCAUGCGCCACAUUCUUCUCAUCAGAGGUGAAUUCCAAGUCAGCCCGGGUCCUGUUCCUCCUGGUUAUCCCAGGGCACCUCGUGUUCCUCUACACCAUUCAUCUGCUGCAGGGAGGCCACACAUCUCUGUCCUUCACCUUUGUGAUGUUCUAUCUGACUGCUGCUUUGCUGCAGGUGGGAAUCCUGCUCUACGUGGCUGACCUAAUUGUGCGUCUGAUGUGGAGGAAGUCUCUGGAUCCAGAUAAUUUCUCCAUCCCCUACCUCACUGCCCUGGGGGAUCUCCUGGGCACUGGAUUCCUGGCCAUCUGUUUCCGUCUGGUUUGGCUUGUCCAUGGUGCAGACAUGAACCGGGGGAACUGA